AUGGCGACUCUGGCGGAGAAGCUCGAGAAGAUCAAGUCUCCCAAGCUGCAGAAUCAGCACCAUACCGCUGUGGUACUCUCUGCAGUUGAAGAUACUCUUCGUGACCAAAAGGCAGAUUUUUCCUCUACUGCUUACUUUGCCGCUCUUCUUGCUCUGCUAUCACAGUCUCUUUCAGCCGAAGAAGGCAUCGUCAACAAGGAUUUGGCAACAUCCGUCGUCUACCUGCUUGAUAUCACCACCGCCUACGUCCCUGCCCCAAUUCUCCGCUCAAAAUUCUCACAAAUCCUCACCGGCCUCGCGCCCGCACUUUCUCUUCCGGAUGUCGAAGCUCCGCUCCUACGACCCUCCAUUGGCUGUCUUGAAUCGCUCCUGAUCGCUCAAGAUGCCGCGGCCUGGAACCUCCCACACACCGCAAUUGGCCCGCGCCGUGCAACGGCUGGUCUGCUGAGCCUCUCGGUUGACCACCGACCCAAGGUGCGGAAGGGCGCCCAGGAGUCUCUGAUCAAGGUCCUUAAGAACCCCCCGCCUAGCCCAUCGCUGGACCACCCGGCCGCCGACAUGUGCGCUGAGUCUGCUAUGAAGACUCUUGGCGACAGCAUUACUGCUGCUCACAAGCAAAAGAAGAAUCGCCAUGAUUCACAGAACCGUGAGAGUCACGAGCCUUUGAUUAUUCACUCUCUCCAGCUCGUUAAGACCAUUGCUACGGCCUCCGGUGGCUGGCCCAGCAAGAAGAUCGAGGCGCUCUGCGAGUUGCUGAUGAAUGCUUCGCGCUCCACUAACGAGUACAUCACUAUGGGCGCAUUCGAGGUUUUCGAGGUUAUCUUUGAGGGUAUGGCGGAUGAAUUCUCAUCUUCGAAGCUGCCUCGUCUUUUAGAGGCGAUCUCUGAACUCAAGCCCGCACAGAACGACUCACAGCUCCUCCCGCCUUGGAUUGCCGUUCUGUCUCGUGGUUAUGAUGUAUCUGCUCAGAUUUCCCCCGAAGACACAUUUGAGAAGCUCCCAGAACUGUUCCAGUUGAUCGCUGGAUUCUUAGCAUCGCCUUCGCAUAACAUCCGUGUGUCGGCGUCUGAGUGUCUGAUCUCAUUCCUACACAACUGUAUUCCCAAGAGUGUAAUCAUUGAGCCUUCUGUCUACGAUGAGAAGACUUUGGAGAAGCUCGCUCGCGCGGCAAAUGAUUUACUCUCUGUGAAGUACCAAGCUGCUUGGAUGGAGGUCUUCAACGUCUGCUCCGCCAUGUUCGACUGUUUCAAGUGGCGUUCCAGCCCCUUCCUUGUUGACAUUGUUCAAACUGUCGGCGAAUUACGCACCAACGAGUCAUUCCACGGCAAGAAGGAGGCUGAUGCAGUCCUCGGAAGUGCUAUCGAGGCCAUGGGACCUGCCGCUGUUCUCGAAAUCAUGCCCUUGAACAUCAUCCAACAAAGCAAUGGCCAACCUGGUCGUGUCUGGAUGUUGCCCAUUCUCCGUGAUAACGUCACUAACACCAACCUGGCACACUUCCGCUCCGAGUUCGUUCCCCUUAGUGAGGCGCUCUACUCUAGGAUGGUGGAUUUCCAGUCCGCCGAGAAGCACACGGAAGCAAAGAUUUUCGAAACACUGGUACAGCAAACUUGGGGAAUCCUUCCUGGUUACUGUGAACUGCCACUUGACGUGGUUGAGUCUUUCGACCAGGGCUUCGCUGAGCUGCUUUCCAACGUCCUGUACAAGCAGACUGAGCUGCGUGUUGAGAUCUGCCGUGCUCUGCAGAACUUGGUUGAGUCUAACCAGGCUAUUCUGUCUGUGGAGGCCGAGGAAGAUGACUUGAUCUUGCAGCGACGUAUCACCAAGGCCGCCGCCGCUAAGAACAUUGCGCAUUUGACUACUUUCGCCAGUAACUUACUGGCCGUGCUGUUCAACGUCUACAGCCAGACUCUCCCACACCACCGUGGAUACAUCCUCCAGUGCAUCAACGCCUACUUGAGCGUCACUCCUGAAAAUGAGCUCAAUGAGACAUUUACUCGUGUCACAAAGAUGCUCGAGGACUCUUUGGCUAUGGAGCAAAACAACCCCGUCAAGCCGGAUCCAUCCAACAAGAUGCCUCCAACCUCGCAUACAUUGAUUGACCUGGUUAUUGCUAUGUCUAUCUACUUGCCCCGUUCCAGCUUCGCCGGGCUUUUCGCUAUGGCGGCCGCUAUCCUGAACGGAUCUUCUCCCAACCCAGACCAGCAGCUCAUCAAGAAGGCUUACAAGCUGAUCCCGCGACUUGCCUCGACUGAGACUGGUAUUGAUGCCCUGAAGGAGCGUAGUGGCGAGCUGCAAGCAUUGUUGCUUGCAACAAUUGACAAGACUCCGGCCUCUGGACGCCGAGACCGUAUGCUUGCUAUUCACGAGUUGAUCACACAUCUCCCCACCUCUGAUCUGCACUUCAUCCCAGCUAUUCUGUCUGAAGUUGUCUUAGGAUGCAAGGAGAGCAACGAGAAGGCUCGUACGGCAGCCUUUGACCUGCUAAUCCAUCUUUCUCGCCGCACAAGUGACGACGAGCGCAACCCACCCGGCACUGUGAUCCGCAACUCCCUUGUCUCACACAUGCCAGAUGACUCUCCUGACGCCCCGGCUACAAUUGAAGAGUUCUUCACCAUGGUUUCCGCUGGUCUUGCCGGCUCUUCGCCCCACAUGGUGGCUGCCUCUAUCACAGCACUUUCCCGCCUCUUUUUCGAGUUCCACACACAGCUUCGCGACGAAAUUCUUACAGACCUUGUUCAAACUGUUGAGCUUUUCCUCACCAGCAACAACCGUGAGAUCGUCCGAUCCGUCCUCGGCUUCGUCAAGGUCGCCGUCGUCGUUCUUCCCGAUGAAACCCUGCGCCCUCGCCUGGCAACCCUCGUGCCCAACCUUAUGGCUUGGAACAAGGAACACAAGGGCCGUCUCCGCAGCAAGGUGAAGGGUAUCAUCGACCGACUGGUCCGUCGCUUCGGAGCUCCUCUUAUGGAGAAUCUUGUUGGUGAAGAAGACCGCAAGCUGGUGGUCAAUAUUCGCAAGCAGCGUGAACGCAACAAGCGCAAGAAGAAGGAAGGUGCCGCCGAAGGCUCCGACGACGAAGGGGGUGACUCCAAGCCAUCAGACCAGCAACCUGGCAACGCUUUUGAUAAGGCUGUUUACGGUUCUGACUCUUCUGAUGACGAGGGCUCUGAUGCUUCUGAUGACGGUGCUGACGAAAUUGAUGUCGACGGAGGCGCCGCUCGCAUCAAGGGUCGCGGCAAGAAGUCCCAACAGAACAGCCAGUACAUCCGCGAGCAAUCGCCUGAAGAUAACCCGCUGGAUCUCCUGGCACCUGAUGCUCUGGCCAACAUCUCUACCACAAAGCCUAGUCUGCGCUUCCUGAACACCGGACCUGGUUCUAAGAGAAAGCAUGCCGCCAAGUACGAUGCUGACGGAAAGCUCCUUCUGGGUGACGAUGCCGCCGUCGAGGAUGUUGAAAUGUCCGGUGCUGACAAUGGUGCUGGUGGUGUCAACGCCUACCUUGCUGCUGUGAGUGGACCAGAUGCCGUCCGCCGCGGACAAAAGGGCAAGGUAAAGUUUGGACAGGCAAAGAGGGGCGGUGAUGCCAUGGACCUUGACGAUGAGGAAGAGUCCGCUUUGAACGAAGAGAUGCGCAAUAAGGGCCCCAACACCGGCCGUCGUGGUCUUGGAGCACCUAAGACCCACGGUGCACCUGGCGGGGGACGUAUUGAGAAGAGCCGAUCCCCUGGUCGGGGCGGUGGCCGUGGCUUUGGUGGCCGUGGAGGUGAUCGUGGAGGAGGUGGCCGCGGCUUUGGUGGUCGUGGCGGAGGUGAUCGUGGAGGAGGUGGCCGCGGCUUUGGUGGUCGUGGCGGAGGUGAUCGUGGAGGAGGUGGCCGCGGCUUUGGUGGUCGUGGCGGAGGUGAUCGUGGAGGAGGUGGCCGCGGCUUUGGUGGUCGUGGUGGAGGUGAUCGUGGAGGUGGCCGCGGCUUUGGUGGUCGCGGUGGAGGUGAUCGUGGCUUUGGCGGCCGCGGUGGUGGUGGUCGCGGAUUUGGCGGCCGUGGAGGAGGUGACCGCGGAGGUGGUGGUCGUGGAUUUGGUGGACGUGGUGGCGGAGGUGGCCGUGGUGACAGACGCUAA
Penicillium angulare is the source of this 4113-nucleotide messenger RNA. RefSeq names its product mRNA-binding protein RRP12. The record is from RefSeq and is a predicted model, not a curated record. Lineage: Eukaryota; Fungi; Ascomycota; Eurotiomycetes; Eurotiales; Aspergillaceae. The transcript is spliced from 3 exons. Bases 1 to 4113 code for a protein of 1370 amino acids.